This is a messenger RNA of Tupaia belangeri chinensis (Chinese tree shrew), 1883 nucleotides long. RefSeq names its product TUB like protein 1 (gene TULP1). NCBI's taxonomy places the organism in Eukaryota, Metazoa, Chordata, Mammalia, Scandentia, Tupaiidae. The transcript has 15 exons. Gene Ontology annotation, biological process: protein localization to cilium. The record is from RefSeq and is a predicted model, not a curated record. Gene Ontology annotation, cellular component: cilium. Gene Ontology annotation, molecular function: actin filament binding. The coding region runs from base 1 to 1647 and encodes 548 amino acids.
AUGCCGCUGCAGGACGACACCCUCCGGGAGGUGUGGGCUUCAGACAGCGGGCACGAGGAAGGAGGUCCGAGUCCGGAGGCCCUGCGGCGCCCCAAACAGGUGCCCUUUCUCCCAUCUGUCCCGGGACAGAAGCUGAGGAAGAAGAGGACAGAGACCCCCGAGUCCCCCUGCCCCAAGGGAGCCAAGCCUCGGAGACCCGGAGCCGUGCGGAGGGGAAGGCCGCGGGAGGAGCCCCCCUCGGCCCCGGUAGAGGCUCGGGCGCCGCCGACCGUCUACACCAAGUUCCUCAGGGACCCCACAGCCAAGAAGCGCGACCACCAGAAAAGCUUCCUGGUCGCCCGAGCCCCGGACGCGGAGGACGAGGAGGAGGAAGAUGAGGAGGACGACGAUGAGGAGGAGGAAGAGGAAGAAAAGAAAAAGAAACUCCCUCUGCCUGCCAAGAAGUCCCCCAGAGGGAGGACUUCUAUAGACAUGAAAGAGAGGAGAGCCAGGGCCUUGGGCCCGAGAGGAGACCUGGGGAGCCCUGACCCCUCCCCGAAACCUCUCCGCCUUAAGAAGAAGGAAGCCGGGGAGAAGACCAAGCUAAGGAAGAGCAAGAAGAAAGGGUCUGGGGAGGCGGGCAAGGAGUCCGCAGAGAGCCCGGCCAGAGCGAGGAAGAAGAACCUGGCGGCCAUGUUUCAGGUCGGGGAAGGCAGCCCCGCCCAGAAAGCGCUGAAGAAGAAAGGCACCCACAAAGGUCCAGACGGGGAUGAGGAGGAGGAGGAGGAGGAGGAGGAGGCCACCGCUGCAGGCACCAAGAACAGCAACCAGAAGGGCAAAGCGAAAGGCAAAGGCAAAAAGAAAGCGAAGGAGGAGAGGGCCCCGUCGCCGCCCGUGGAGGUGGACGAUCCCCGGGAGUUCGUGCUGCAGCCCGCCCCCCAGGACCGGACAGUGCGCUGCCGGCUGACACGGGACAAGAAGGGCAUGGAUCGCGGCAUGUACCCCUCCUACUUCCUGCACCUGGACACAGAGAAGAAGGUGUUCCUCUUGGCCGGCAGGAAACGGAAACGGAGCAAGACAGCCAAUUACCUCAUCUCCAGCGACCCUACCAACCUGUCCCGAGGAGGGGAGAACUUCAUCGGGAAGCUGAGGUCCAACCUCCUGGGGAACCGCUUCACCGUCUUUGACAACGGGCAGAACCCACAGCGCGGAGGCAGCGCCAGCGUGGCCAGCCUUCGGCAGGAGCUGGCGGCCGUGAUCUACGAAACCAACGUGCUGGGCUUCCGCGGUCCCCGGCGCAUGACUGUCAUCAUCCCCGGCAUGAGCGCAGACAAUCAGAGGGUCCCCAUCCGGCCGCGCAACGCCAGUGACGGGCUGCUGGUGCGCUGGCAGAAUAAGACGCUGGAGAGCCUCAUUGAGCUGCACAACAAGCCGCCCGUCUGGAACGAAGACAGCGGCUCCUACACGCUCAACUUCCAAGGCCGAGUCACUCAGGCCUCGGUCAAGAACUUCCAGAUUGUCCACGCUGAUGACCCCGACUACAUCGUGCUGCAGUUCGGCCGCGUGGCGGAGGACGCCUUCACCCUGGACUACCGGUACCCGCUGUGCGCCCUGCAGGCCUUCGCCAUCGCCCUCUCCAGUUUCGACGGGAAGCUGGCCUGCGAGUGACCGCUCGGCGCCCCCCGAGCCCGCCGGCGUGUGGGCAAGGAUUCGGUGGAGACCCCAAGUCCCCACGGAAGACUCCUCCUCUAUCCGGGGCUGACCCCUCACUGCCUCUCGGUGACCUCGGUCCGCUCCCCAGCCUGGCACGGCCGAGGCAGGGGAGGAGCUCAGACGGCGGGUCGGAUGGAGAUGAAGAACAUCUGGAGUUGGAGCCGCACAUCUGGCGGCGGAGCUCGGCGCGC